GAGGAGGGGUGACUAGUGUGUGCGUGUGUGUGUGUGUGUGUGUGAGAGAGAGAGAGCAACAGAGAGAGAGGGAGCGAAAGAAAGUGCAUCCAGCUUUCAGUCAUUCAUCUCUCGGGGAGAGGAGAGGAAACUACAACAGGACAGGAAAAGAAACAUUUUUUGAAUGGGGAAAAAGGAAGAUUUUUAUUUUAAAGUUCUGUGCUCAAUCUCUGACUUCAGAAGCUUCUGACUCAGAUUUCCUUUUCAUCAUCACUGUUUUUUACACCCCAAAAUAUUGUGCUGCUGCAAGUACUUCACAUCACCCCUUCUACUCUGCAUGGAGAUACUUCCACGUCUCCUUCUGCAACUGAGGACACUCUCUCUGAAAGCUGCAGAUUUCAAAAUCCAACGCCAAAACUGUGCCUGUUUUUGACAUCACAAGUCCAUAUAACUUGGACAGAGAAAGUGGAGCCCUUCGAUGCAGCGUGCGUAAGGGACUGGUUGUUUUUUUCGGGAGGUGUAGGAGGAGGCGACUCCAGGAGGACGUACUGGGAUCAGAACGCUCCUGGAAGAGCUCCGAGAAGAGGAGGAGGGCGCGUCACGCUGAGAGAGAGCAUCCUCCCAGCCUUUUCACUCCCUACAAACACACCCUAAAGCCAAGAGAGCUUCAGUAAUCUUAUAAAAUUACUGUAGGUCGACUUUAUAGAAGUAUUUUAGCAAAACUAACCUCCUGCAGCACCAUAAAGUAGAUUAAGAAACCACAAAAGUACAUUUGAUUAAGAUAAAUUCAUCACUUUGUUGCUGCCAUACUACCAAGUCAUUAAAAGGCAUAUUAUAGGAUUAUUGUAGAAACAUUGUAGAGUUUAUUUGUCAGGUACACACGGACACCCAGGACGCUCCAGCACGCUCCAGCACGCCGCCGCAGAAUGGAUCUCCCACCAAUCAGAGGUUUAUCUGAUGUGCCGUGAGCGUUGGGAGCACCUAGCCCCAGCCCCGGCCUGCAGCCCUGGUCCCACCCAGCCUGGCUCACCAGGAUGGACCCUCCUCAUUCCUUCAGGAUGGAGUUGGACGGGCUGGACCUCCAGCAGGUCCAAGUGCUGUCCCUCGACCAGAUACGUGCAAUCCGGGCCAACAAUGACUAUGUGGAGAGGCCCGUGGCGCUGGAACCGGCAUCCCAGUCCGGAUUUUUCUAUGCCCAUGAAGACCGUCAUGGAGUAUACCCCCACUACCCCCAGCCUUCCUUCCACUCAGCCCUGCCCCGCAGCCAAAGUCAGCAGCAGCACGCUCACAUGUCCCACCUGAGCCGUUCCAGUACCAUAAGCUCUUCUAUUUCUCGGACCAGUGCUGCUUCAGAUCAGCGGCUACUGGCGGGUUUGACACCAUCUAACUCUGGCCUUGGUUCAGUGGUCCGUUCUCAGCCUAAAGGAGAACUCAAGCCUGAUGCUUCCUUUGGUAAAGGCCUGACAGAGGACGAGGCUGAGCUGGGCCGUCAUUUAUUUAUCUGCGAGCGGUGUGGUCGAUGUAAGUGCCAAGAGUGCUGUGCCCCCCGCCGCCUGCCCUCCUGUUGGGCCUGUGGACAGCGAUGUCUGUGCUCCGCUGAAAGUGCUGUGGAGUAUGGCACCUGCAUGUGCUGUGUUAAAGGUCUGUUCUACCACUGCUCUGCCCAGGAUGAUGAGGACAACUGUGCUGACCGGCCAUGCUCCUGUGCUUCGGCCCAUGCUUGUGCCCGUUGGGGCACCAUGGGGCUGCUGUCGCUCUGCCUGCCCUGCCUCUGCUGCUACCCCCCUGCCAGGCUGUGCCUUGCCCUGUGCCAGUGUGCCCAUGACCGCGCCUCGCGCCCCGGCUGCAGGUGCAGCAACACCAACACUGUGUGCCGCAAGAUUUCCGCCUCCAACCCUAACCCUGGUCAUCCCUCGCUCCGCAGCAAGGCCCUGGAGAAGCCUUUAUGA
Messenger RNA from Centropristis striata (black sea bass), 1928 nucleotides. RefSeq names its product protein sprouty homolog 3. The transcript is spliced from 2 exons. Gene Ontology annotation, cellular component: cytosol; membrane. Gene Ontology annotation, biological process: multicellular organism development; negative regulation of Ras protein signal transduction; negative regulation of fibroblast growth factor receptor signaling pathway. The record is from RefSeq and is a predicted model, not a curated record. Lineage: Eukaryota; Metazoa; Chordata; Actinopteri; Perciformes; Serranidae. The coding region runs from base 1014 to 1928 and encodes 304 amino acids.